AUGAUUGAUCAUACAAAAAAAAUUGAAUCAUUUAAGAAAAAACUUCGUAUUAUAAAAGCUCGAGUAUCUUCUGGAAAUAUUGAUAAUUUCACCAACGUUAGUGAGUUUUUAGAAGAAGAUUCUUCAAUCAAGUUCGAAGACAUUUCUGAAUUAGUAAACGAACAUUUGACAAACUUAGAACAAUUAUUUAAACAAUAUUUUCCUGAGGAUAUUCGUGUAAAUUAUGAGUGGAUUGAACAACCAUUCGCAAUAGAUAUAAUGACAGUAAAUAUGUCUACUGACAUUGAAAAUCAAUUAAUUGAGCUAUCGUGUGAUAACAAAUUGAAACAAAUGUUUUGUGAAACUUCAUUAGAAAUAUUUUGGGCACACUUAUGCACGGGAAAUUACGCAGAAUUAGCAACUAAAGCCAUCUCAAUUUUAUUAAUAUUUCCAUCUACAUAUUUAUGUGAAAAGGCGUUUUCUACUAUGGCAAAUUUUAAAACAUCAAAGAGAAACAGACUUGAAACUGAAGAUGAUUUACGGAUCGCGCUUAGUCAAAUUGAGCCAAGAUGGAAUUUAUUAUGUGAAAACACUCAAGGACAAAGUUCACAUUAA
This is a messenger RNA of Macrosiphum euphorbiae (potato aphid), 594 nucleotides long. The record is from the annotation of a GenBank genome assembly. Lineage: Eukaryota; Metazoa; Arthropoda; Insecta; Hemiptera; Aphididae.